Molecule: messenger RNA, 838 nt
Organism: Xenopus laevis (African clawed frog)
Lineage: Eukaryota; Metazoa; Chordata; Amphibia; Anura; Pipidae
Gene: xt6l.L
Product: XT-6 like precursor L homeolog
Biological process (GO): signal transduction; digestion
Cellular component (GO): extracellular region; axon
Molecular function (GO): hormone activity; neuropeptide hormone activity
Source: RefSeq, marked provisional
CAAACUGCACUCUUUACUUAGUACCUUUCAAAAUCUCUUGCAAUUACCUUCUGAAAGCAUGUUUAAAGGGAUAUUACUUUGUGUGUUAUUUGCUGUGCUCUCUGCAAACCCAUUGUCACAGCCAGAAGGCUUUGCAGAUGAAGAACGAGAUGUCCGAGGACUUGCAUCUUUGCUAGGUAAAGCUUUAAAGGCUGGUUUAAAAAUUGGUACACAUUUUCUGGGAGGAGCACCUCAACAACGGGAAGCCAAUGACGAACGUCGCUUUGCUGAUGGACAACAAGACUACACAGGUUGGAUGGAUUUUGGCCGCCGCGACGGACAACAAGACUACACAGGUUGGAUGGAUUUUGGCCGCCGUGAUGAUGAAGAUGAUGUAAAUGAACGAGAUGUCCGAGGAUUUGGCUCUUUCCUAGGUAAAGCUUUAAAGGCUGCUUUAAAAAUUGGUGCAAAUGCGCUGGGAGGAGCACCUCAACAACGAGAAGCCAAUGACGAACGUCGCUUUGCUGAUGGACAACAAGACUACACAGGUUGGAUGGAUUUUGGCCGCCGCAAUGAUGAAGAUGAUGUAAACGAACGUGAUGUCCGAGGAUUUGGCUCUUUCCUAGGUAAAGCUUUAAAGGCUGCUUUAAAAAUUGGUGCAAAUGCGCUGGGAGGAGCACCUCAACAACGGGAAGCCAAUGACGAACGUCGCUUUGCUGAUGGACAACAAGACUACACAGGUUGGAUGGAUUUUGGCCGCCGCAAUGGUGAAGAUGAUUAAUAUUCUUCUUGAAAACCUCAAAUGUAUAAAGCUACAUCUGUUUAUGUACAGAGGAAAUAAAGCAUUUACUAUCUGAAG